GCUUUCAUUCGGUGUUUUUCAUUCAUCUGAGGAAAAGCAUUACGCUCGAAAUGUCACUUCUACGCCCAUUCCACCCCUGUCCUCCCCUAUUUUAUAAUUUUUUUUUUUCGAGUUCACCGGUCUCUUAUUUUUGUCUUCUUGUAUUUUGUGUACCAGGCACCCAUUGGAACUUCCCUCAACAGGAUGUGCUACGUCAUCCGGAGAGUUAAGUCAUAGCAUUUUUUUUUUUGCACUUUUAAGCAACAAUGACUUUCACGCCGAGGCAUAUAUUUCAUUUCAGUUAACACUGAGAUGCAGACUGAGCAAGUGAAUUCGCACGCAGCUGCUGUGCAGACUCGGACGUAUGCUGAUGCUGAGGUACAGGCAGCUCAAAACGAUGCGAAGAUACCUAAACAAAGGGACUGGGAUAUGACGUCGGUGGGCUCAUUCCUAAAAGAGACUUUACCACUGAUGACAGCACAGCUGCAAAUGGCGUCCAGGAGCACAGCUCUUCCACAUUACUGCCCCGUGCGUGACAAAGAUCAGCAACAACUAUCUGUAUCACCAUUGUUUCAGCUAGCCUUUCCUGCACGUCUUCGUUGCAGUGGGAUAUCGUGGAACUGUACUGGCUCUGUCGUCGCACUAUCAUGCAGUAUACCCACUCACGAUGGCUGGUGUCUGCAUGAUUCAUCUGCGUUUUUAUGGAGCUUGCAUCGUCAAACUUCAAAGGAGUGCAAGCCAAGCAGCAUUCUAAAUACAGAAGGCUGUUUGUCGGCGCUUGCAUUUCACUCGCACAAGUCUGCUAUACUUGUUGCUGGGACACUUCACGGUGAUAUCAUAUUGUGGGAUUUGGGGCGGGAUCUUGAGAACUGGAUUACUGGAUCGAAUGUCAUCAAGGGUGAACACCACGACGCUGUCACGGGCGUACAUUGGAGUACAUAUGUUGAUACAGCGGAUUCGUUUCUUAGCUGUAGUCUGGAUGGAAGAAUAUUGUACUGGAAGCUCAUUCAUCCUAGCCAAAAACCAGAACCAAAAGAGCGGUUUAUAAUCACCACAGACAGUAUGCCCCAAAGCAUGAAUAUCAAGUCCGGGGCGAGCAGCAGCUCUGCUAUAGGAGUGACAUCGGUUUCUCUGAACCAGUUCGACCCUUCAUUGUUCGUCAUUGGAACAGAAGGAGGCGCGGUGCUCCAAGGGUCCCUCAACUCAUCGAAACACUUGCCAUACAUAAGUGGGUCUCUAGAUGAAGGUUACAAGUGCCCAGUAGUGAAGGGGUUUCACCCCCACAAGGGCCAUGUCAUAAAAGUCUGCUAUUCGCCAUUCUCAAGAAAUGUCUUCCUGUCCUCCGGUGUUGAUCAGACAGUGAAAGUCUUCAGCCAUAUGCAGGCACAACCAACUGCCGUUAUCCAAAUGGCACAUGAAGUAGCAAGUGUGCAGUGGUCUCCUAAAACACCAGUGAUGCUGACAGUCCUUCAACGCGAUGGACACAUUAAGUUUUUUGAUAUUCGGUCACUGUCCAUACCUUAUGCGGAGAUUGAAUCUGGUAUUCAGCAUUGUACUGCGAGUGCACUACAGUACUGCCAAAACCAACCAGACCUGUUGUGUGCCGCUCGAGAUGACGGCUCUGCAGAGGUAUGGCAACUUGGUGAGAACUUUGUCUGUGAAACAGAUUUCCUUCAAGUUGAGUCAACAAUUUUGCUGUAGAAUAUACUGAAACUACUCGUGUAAUCUUUUCACUUAUUUUACGGGCAUUAAAAGCAUUUAUUUUGCAUAGA
Molecule: messenger RNA, 1751 nt
Organism: Ornithodoros turicata
Lineage: Eukaryota; Metazoa; Arthropoda; Arachnida; Ixodida; Argasidae
Product: cytoplasmic dynein 2 intermediate chain 2-like
Exons: 11
Coding region: 292-1680 (462 amino acids)
Biological process (GO): intraciliary transport
Cellular component (GO): ciliary plasm; cytoplasmic dynein complex
Molecular function (GO): dynein light chain binding; dynein heavy chain binding
Source: RefSeq, a predicted model, not a curated record